UAAAAGUUGUGUCUCAGUGAACAAAGUCUCUUUAUUUCUGCUGACUCCACACAUUAUUGUACUAACUGUAGUUUAUAACAAGGUCCUAGUACAAUCCUCCCAAAAUGUGAGGAGCUUCAGCCAGAGUGGAAAUAACAUUAUAAAUAUUUCAUUAACAUUGCAGAUACCAAUGAAGCAUCAAAACUGAAUACAUUAUUCAGCAAACCAAACAUUUUGACAUUAUUAUCAGGGCAGCUAUUAACAAGAACCCAAAAUAUAAAUCAUGUUAGUUUCUAGUUUAUAACCAUCAUUCUGUCCACUCAGUUUAUCUGUCUGAAGCUUCAAUGUAAGAAAGUGAGAAAAUGUGUCUAAUUAGUGAUAAUUAAGACUGAGUUUAAACUCUUAGUGACCAAAGUGUGACAUCCUGGAAGAGGAACCAGUCAGAUCAGAAGGAAUAAAGACUCAUUUGUUCCAGUAUAACUUGGACAUCAGGUGAAUCAUAUGAAACGUAUUGAGAAGUUUAAAAACAACAGAUUGUUGAUGCUCUUCAGCUCUAAGAACAUCAGACACAUUUUUAUCAUUAAUGUUUGAUCAGCACAUUGAGCUCAUGUGGCUCCAGAAGGUGAAGGUCUGGACAUCCUGAAGGUCAACGCUGACCAGCAGGAAGACGGACACUGAUGAGAUCCUGCGACCCAAAGGCUGCAGGAAGAACCACGAUGGUCUGAAUUCACCACCAUGAAAACACAGUGGAAUAUAUUAUCAAUUUAUUAUGACAUUAAGUUAUUUGCAACACCCUGACUAACAUUAGCUUAUGUAUAUUCAGCACUAUUACAAGUUUUAUCGUAGUUUAAAAUCAUCGUUAGCUCACCUGAACCGUCUGAGCCACCUGCUUUCCUCCCACCGGCCAUUUUCUGUAAGUCUCAGAAAAAUCACAAUCAGGCUAUAAACCAUAAUUCAGCUCUCUUCUUCUUUUGUAUCAGAAAAACAACUCGCGUUAGGCCGCAUAGCAACGAUGGCGCCUGGAGGCGGGGCGCUAUACCCCCCCCCCCACCGCCAGGAGGCAGCACCCUGCUACAGAGCCGGACCGGACCGGACCGGACCGAGCUGCUGGAGUAGAGCCAGUGGAAAAGGGGCAAUAUUCAAAUGUAACCCGGAUGUUCAUCAGGUUCUGCUGGUUAAAGAAGAACCGAGUCCUGAUCUGGACCAGAACCACCCAGAGCCCGUCCACAUGAAGGAGGAAGAGGAGGAGCCCUGGAGCAGCCAGCAGGGGGAGCCGCUCAGCGUGAAGGAGGAGGCUGAUGCCUCCAGGUCUCCAGUCAUUGCUGUUCUCAUAAAGAGUGAAGAUGAUGAAGACGAACCUCUGAUCUCUGAUCUUCGUCAAACAGAAGAUGGAGAACUGCCAAGCAGCAGCUCAGCUCAGCAGAACCUGAAAGCAGAACCUGAGGGAGAGGAAGAUGAUGAGGAGCAGCCUGACUCAGGGUCUGAAACUGAAGACAGUGAUGAUGAGUGGAAGGAGAGCAGGACUCCUGAGUCAGACGUCAGCAGAUCCCUGAGCUGCUCUGAAUGUGGCCAGCAGUUUAACAAGCAGCGCCGCCUUCAGAGUCACAUGGCCGAUCACUCAGCAGGAACGGCUUCAAGCUCAGCCAGCGAGGUCCAGCCUCCUCUGAAGCUGUAUAGUUGUCCUGACUGCGGUAAAUGUUUCAACAGGAAAGAUUAUCUCAACAAACACAGGAAAUGCCACACAGGAGAGAAACCCUACGGGUGUGAUGUCUGUGAACAAAGAUUUAGAGUUAAGUCUAAAUUAAAUCGACACAUGAAAAUUCACACAGGAGAAAAACCAUUUAGUUGUGAGGUUUGUGAACAAAAAUUUAGAGUUAAAUCAAGUUUAAACAGACACAUCAGAGUUCACACAGGAGACAAACCUUUUAGCUGUGACUUUUGUGGACGAAACUUUCGUAAUAAGUCAACUUUAAACAAUCACAUCAGAAUUCAUGCUGGAGAAAAAGCAUUUAUUUGUGAUGUUUGCGAACAGAAGUUCAGGUUAAAAUCAACUUUAAAAAGUCACAUGAGAGUCCACACAGGAGACAAACCAUUUAUUUGUGAUGUUUGUGGGCAAAGAUUUAUCGGAAAGUCUGCUUUAAACCGUCACAUGGGAAUCCACACAGGGGAUAAACCGUUUGGUUGUGAUGUCUGUGGGAAAAGAUUCAGUGAAAAUUCUCAUUUAAACUGCCACAUGAGAAUCCACACAGGCGACAAACCGUUUAGCUGUGAUGUUUGUGAGCAAAGAUUUCGAUUCAAGUCAAAUCUAAACAGACACGUGAAAAGUCACACAGGAGAAAGACCUUUUGGAUGUGACGUUUGUGGACGAAGAUUUUUUCAGAAGUCUGCUUUAAACGGUCACAUGACGAUCCACAGGCGAGAUAAACCAUUUGGUUGUGAUGUAUGUAGUCGAAGAUUUACUGCAAAACCUGCCUUAAAAAAUCACAUGAGGAUCCACACUGGAGGAGAACCUGCUUAGGGAACAAUAAAUGCUUGUUCUGCCGUUCAAGAAUGGGUUUCUCUGGGUGCAGUCUGAGAAACAUGGCUACCCAGCCGAGUCGGUGUCUCUGAACUGCCUUUGUGUGUCCGCACACUUUGCUUUUUGUACAGACACCAAUGGACAGACAUGUGAAAAGCCACACAGGAGAAAAACCUUUUGGCUGUGAAAGAUCUGUCAAAAAGUCUGCUUUAAACCGUCACAUGACAGUCGACACGGGAUGAACCAUUAGGCUGCAAUGUUUGUGAAGAAGAUUCACAAAAAGUCAAAUUUAAUGAGAAUCCACACAGGAAACAAACCGUAUAGUUGUGACAUUUGUGAGCAAAGAUUUUGACUUGAGUCCAGUUUAACCAGACAUGCAGCAGACGGACAGGAUUUAUCCACUGGUUCGCUUUGAAUGGUCACCUGGCAGUUCAAGACAAAUCCUUUUCAAACAGGACUGCUGGAAAACAUCACAUGUAGAUACACAAAGGAAGAAUUGUACGUUUUAAGACAAUGCAGGAAUGUUCACCGUUAUUAAGUAUUUUGUGAUGCAGAUUAUUGAUUCAGUUCAACUAAAGUUGAUUGAUCUCAUUGAUAGACUAUCAGUUAAUUGAUGAGUGGCGAUUUUCUUAAAAUCCUGAGUUUAGUCUUAGAGGCUGGGCUGUCCCUCCUUCCAUGAAGGGCUAUAUUUUCAUCAAAUACUGAAUUAAAAAAGGAACAUAAUUUAUAUUUCAACAUUUUUUUGCAAAACACUGAAUGAACAGAACAUUUUAGAUAAAAUAUUCCAGAAGUUGAGCCAGUUGGAGCUCAGGGAGGAAAUCCGUUUCAUUAUUGGGUGAAUCCUGUCAGAGCAGCUUUGGGGGGUCGGCAGAGUUACAGUUCAAAACGUUUUAAUGUGUUCGGGCUGUAAGUGGUGACGCUAAACAUGUUUUUGUCAGUAAACUAUUGAGAUCCAUAAAAGUCAAACUAAAAUGUAAAUGUUUAGAUGAGUUUGGUUCAGUCACUGAUUAACUUGUUACAACUUUAUGAAAAUUUAAAGCUCGACUAAACUUAACUGCCGUUUUACAAAGUGUUUUAAGUUCAUUUCUGCCAUUGACACAUUUUAUCACACAUUAAUAUAU
This is a messenger RNA of Poecilia reticulata (guppy), 3618 nucleotides long. RefSeq lists its product as uncharacterized. NCBI's taxonomy places the organism in Eukaryota, Metazoa, Chordata, Actinopteri, Cyprinodontiformes, Poeciliidae. The record is from RefSeq and is a predicted model, not a curated record. Gene Ontology annotation, cellular component: nucleus; chromatin; PcG protein complex. Gene Ontology annotation, molecular function: RNA polymerase II cis-regulatory region sequence-specific DNA binding; DNA-binding transcription factor activity, RNA polymerase II-specific. Gene Ontology annotation, biological process: regulation of transcription by RNA polymerase II.